Messenger RNA from Acipenser ruthenus (sterlet), 2537 nucleotides. Its product is annotated as Fc receptor-like protein 5. The coding region runs from base 1 to 2160 and encodes 719 amino acids. Lineage: Eukaryota; Metazoa; Chordata; Actinopteri; Acipenseriformes; Acipenseridae. Gene Ontology annotation, biological process: cell surface receptor signaling pathway. Gene Ontology annotation, molecular function: transmembrane signaling receptor activity. The transcript is spliced from 15 exons. The record is from RefSeq and is a predicted model, not a curated record.
AUGCGGUCACAAGGUGAAGACACUGAGGGCUAUCCCAAUGCUGUCCUGACCCUGCAGCCUGCCUGGGCACAGAUAUUCACAGGAGAGACAGUCACCCUGAGCUGUGAGGUGGAGGGGGGCUCUGAUGGGCGUGAAGAGGCAGGGUGCAGUGAUCAAUACAGCAGUAAAUAUGGGGACAGCUGCACAAUCAGUAAAGCUCAGUAUAACCACAGUGGAGUGUACUGGUGUGAGUCUGCAUCAGGACAGGAGCGCAGUAAUGCUGUCAACCUAACUGUGUCAUUGCUGACUGUAGUGAGCUGCUCCAGACAGUAUGAUGAGGGCUGUCCCAAGGCUGUCCUGACCCUGCAGCCUGCCUGGGCACAGAUAUUCAUAGGAGAAACAGUCACCCUGAGUUGUGAGGUGGAGGGGGGCUCUGAUGGCUGGAGGUUUAAACAGUACAGAGGUAGACGUGAAGAGGUAGGGUGCAGUGAUCAAUACAGCAGGAGAUAUGGGGACAGCUGCACAAUCAGCAAAGCUCGGUAUCACCACAGUGGAGUCUACUGGUGUGAGUCUGCAUCAGGACAGGAACACAGUAAUGCUGUCACCUUAACUGUAUCCAAUAAACGAGUAAUCCUGCAGACUCCCCCCCAGCCUGUGAUUGAAGGAGACUCUCUGACUCUGAGAUGUCGUGUCCGCGAUGGUUAUACAGCUACCUGGAUUCGAUUUUAUAAAGAUAAUAAAGAGUUACAGUCCCGGGCUGGCACAGAGCAGAGUCUGGAUCAUGUUUCAAAGAGUAACGAGGGGUCCUACAAGUGCAGAGUGUGGUGGAGGACGAGAAGCUCAUCUUACGAUGGUGUAUCUGCAGAGGUGCGGGUGUCAGUGAGAGAGCUGCCGAAGGCUGUGCUGACCAGCAGUCCUCAAUGGGGAGAGCUGUAUACUGGAGAGACUGUCACCCUGAGCUGUGGGGUUGAGGGGGGUUUCACUGGCUGCCAAUAUCUCUGGUACAAGAGCAGUCAAGGAGGCACAGUGCAGAUCAGAGGCACCACUGGAGCCAGAUACACACUCAGCCCUGUCACUCAGUCCCAUAGUGGACAGUACCAGUGUGAGGCACAAAGAGGAGAUCCACCACGUUCCUCUCAGCGCAGUGAUCCUGUUAUACUGACUGUGUCUGUGGGACGUCCAAAGGCAGCACUGACCCGGGAGCCCGCAGGAGAGAUAUUUGAAGGAGACACGGUCACCCUGAGCUGUGUGGUUGAGGGGGGCUCUGGUGGCUGGAGAUAUCUCUGGUACAAAGACAGGCAGGGAGCUCCAGUGUACCAGACUGACAGCAGCAGUGGAACUGGAGCCGGAUACACAAUCAGUGCUGCUGCUCUGUCCCACAGUGGAGAGUACUGGUGUGGAGCUGGACGGGGCAGGAACACAUUUUACUCACAAUACAGCGAUCCCAUCUGGGUAAAUGUAACUGCUCUGUUCUCCAGGGUGACUCUGACAGCAUCUCCAGGAGCCACAGUGAAGGAAGGAGAGGCUCUUAACCUGACCUGUGAGGCAGCAGUGAACAAACCCCCCCGCCCUCAACUCCACUACACCAUUGUGAGAGACGGGGAGCCUGUGACUAACAGCACUGACUCUGCACUGUACAGCAUAGCCAGCACUGAGAAGAGCCACACUGGGAGCUACACGUGUGCUGUGGAGUCACAGGGAGUGAAGAAGAGCAGCCAGGAGCUACACAUUGAAGUGCAAAAGUCCUGGUUGUGGAUCAUUGCUGCUCUCAGUGUCUCGCUGGGUUUGAUUAUUUUUAUUCCCAUCACACUAUUGCUGUUCUACCGAUACAAGACCAAAGGUUUUCUGUUCAUUGCUGCUAAAUCAAGGCGCCCUGCAGAUCAGACUCCUGCACAGCCCUCGAGGGGAACUGAGCUCUCCGGACUUGGACAGGAGCCUGGUAACUCCACAACAUUCAACAUAGAGAGUGUAUACGCAGAAGUGAAGCCAAAUCAACAGAACAAAGCUGUGCAUGUCACUGACACCCCCUCAACAUCCAGUGGUGAUGAAAUCCUUUACUCUGUGAUUGACUUAAAGAACGCAAAGCCAGCUAAACCCCGACCAAAACGUGACUGUGGCGUCCUGUACUCUGCUGUCCUUGUCAAGACACCAGAAGUAAAGGAAGAGGGUCCCCAAGGAUGAAAGCCAGCCUGAAUCCAGAGACACUGAGAAGGAGUGCAUGUCAGAGAUCACAGUCCCUCCUGAAUUUAGAGAACAUCCCUGGGAUUCAGGUCUGUUCCUGGCUAUUGAAUUGGUUUGGUGAUUUUAGGACAUAAUUACUGGGCCAUUCUACAGAUAAGAAAAACAUUGUGCUUUUACUCUACAGACAAUGUUUGUUCCAAUGUAACAAGAUAUAAAAACAACCUGUGUACCUUAGAGAUCUUAACAAUUGUGAUUUUUUUAGGCUUCCAAGCCGUAUAUUUUUACCACAAUAUAAAGCAUGCUUGUAUUGUUUCUAUUAAAAAACACAUUCUUUAAUUCUUAGUUUAAACUGCUGCAUAAUAAAGUGAAUGGACACA